AAUAAUAAUAAUAAUAAUAAUACUAUUAUAAUAUUAUUAUUCUUAAUCCGCGAUUGUAACUCUUAGUACGUAACCGUCAAUCCAACCGAUCACGUAUUAAGGUCGAACCUAAAUUUAAAUUUUCGGAGUGUUACAGAAACUAAACGACAUUUGGCGAUUUUGAUGAGGGAAAAGGCGAAAAAUCGACCAGAUCGCGAUAUCCUAGCGAUCUGAUCGCUAAUCGCCAGAGAGGAGGCCUAGAAAAAGAAGGAAACUAGGGUUUCUGAUUUUCGAUUCGGGAAGUGAAGAAUGAGGAUGGAGGCGGCUACUAGGGUUUCUUCUGAAGGGUAAAUGGAAUAUAUAUAUGUUUAUUCAAUACGGCGUCGUUUUGGUAGACGGGUAAUCCGUCGGGCAGAUAGUUUACAACCCAACACCACCCGAAACCCAGUGUUGACGGGUCCCGGGUUCCCCGCCACUCAUUGACGGGCCUUGAAGAUCACACUGCUUGGACCUUAAUCGAGCGGACUUCGGGCGGGUAACCGCUAACAGCCCCGGCCUGCCAUCCCUAAUUGUAGAGUUUUUCUAUCGUGGUUUUAUUGUGUAUUAUGAUUAUCCGCAGUCAGCGACAGUAGCUAUUAACAGUAGCUAUUAACCAUUAGCCAGCCACAGCCCACAAGUGAUUUGUAUCUCAACUGACAACUAUCAUCUCUGCCCCUUACGGCUUUCCACAUUGCAUCCUCUAAUGGGCCUUCGACCCACUAAGAACUCUAAUCUCACGGGCCAUGAUCCAACUUUCUCUGUUCAGAUUUCACGAAUAUUUCCCAAUUAUUUAUUCAUUUGUUUUUAUUUUCUCUGGGCAAAGGGAAGAAGAUUAGAAGAGUCGAAGACUAUCCCAGGACUUGGUCCCCGACUCGUUUUCCCCAUCUCAUCGCUCUCUCUUAUAGCCGCCGCUGUUGCUCACAUCUCCUCUACCGCCGCCGCCGAUCUCUUUUCUUCUUUCACGACGAUGGAUUGGCAGGGGCAGAAGGUGGCGGAGCACCUGAUGCAGCUGAUGCUACUGGCUUCCGCCGUGAUGGCCUUCCUCACCGGUUACAUCAUGGGAUCGUUUCAAACUAUGAUGUUAAUCUACGCCGGUGGAAUCGCUCUCACCGCCUUGAUCGUAGUCCCCAACUGGCCUGGCUUCAAUCGCCACCCUCUCCGCUGGCUGGAUCCCCUCGAGGCCGACAAGCACCCCAAGCCGCCGCCCCAGCCCGUCGCUUCCAAGAAGAACAAGUCUAAGAAGUAGGGUUUCUCAAUUUUCUGCUUUGUACUAGAAUUCUCUGCUAGGGGAUAAUGAAUCGAUGAGUUCGAUAGAAACUAUAGCUAAGUAUUUGUGUGGCGACAUUUUGUUUGGGGGAAUUCGUCAUGAACUUUUCAGAAGUUUCAGCCUUUGAACACACAGAAUCACAAGAAUGAUCUUUUCGAUAGCUAUGCUUCUCACUUUCUGAUUUCUAGUUCUGGGUUGUUUCCCUUCGGAUGGAUUAAUCCUCUAGGAGGUUAGUUCUCUCAAUAUCUAUUACUACGAGGUUGAAUUCCAUGUAA
Molecule: messenger RNA, 1560 nt
Organism: Linum trigynum
Lineage: Eukaryota; Viridiplantae; Streptophyta; Magnoliopsida; Malpighiales; Linaceae
Source: the annotation of a GenBank genome assembly